AUGGAACAAAUAAGAAGCAAGAUGGACGAAGUAAAAGACAAAAUCGACGCAGCGAAUGCUCUAGCUGAUGACUUUGAAGCGAAAAAUGCCAUAGCAGCCAAGACGCUUGAAGCGCACCACUUACACAUUGAAGACACGCAGAGGCAUAUGAAAUCUCUAGAACAACACAUUUUUACAGCAAAGAAGCAGCUGAAAGAGAGUACUGCUCGUCUAGAAAAUAUACAAAACUGCGACGAAGACCAUGUAAAGGCAGUCGAGAUAAUUGAAGCAAAAGGGGAAGUGCAUGACUCGCGUAUUGAUAGCAUGCAACAGAGAGUAAGCAUGGCGAGAAGGAAGUAUGAAGAGAAUUACACACAACUGGAAGAAGGGAAAAGGAAGGUAUGUGUGCUGAAGAGAGAAGUAGAUGUUAUGGAGGAAAAAAUGAGGAGCAGGGAAGACCAAAUGGAAGACCUUGAAUCUGUUAUUAGAAAAGAUGAUGGGCUAAUAUCGGCAAUAGAAGCCAAAAACGAUGAAAGUUUGAAUAAAGAAUACGAACUAGAGGAUCAAAUUGAAAAGUUGAAAACAAAGAUUGAGGAGAACAACAAUAGAAUUGAUUUUGCAGAAAGGAAACUGCCUUCUCUGCAAUAUCAAAUUGAGACAAUAAAGAAAGAAAUCAGCGAUAUUCGAAAUGCAACUUCUCAUUUGAAAAAUGAAAUAACAACAGAGAUAAAUGAUAUGGUUAAAACAAUAUAA
Rhopilema esculentum is the source of this 732-nucleotide messenger RNA. Lineage: Eukaryota; Metazoa; Cnidaria; Scyphozoa; Rhizostomeae; Rhizostomatidae. The record is from RefSeq and is a predicted model, not a curated record.